AUGGUGGAGGGAAGAGGGGCUCGGCAAAUCUUACGGAUCCCGUGGGAGAGAGGAUCGAGAUCUCAGUGUUUCGGACUAAUUGGAACUCUGGAUUCGAAAGAUGCGAUUAAGGAAAGGAGGCAACUCCGAUCUGAUACAGGGCAAGAAGGAAAGUGGGAGACCGAAUCGGAUCUCUGUGAAUCGUAUCUCGUGGCCCUACAAACGGGAUUACGAGGGAGUUCGUGCACAGAGGAGAAUACGGAAGGUUGUGGAAAAAAAGGAAUUAGUAAUAUUAAGAUGGAGACCUCUGCAAUGAAGUUUCCAUGCCGAUUAUGGGUAAACGAUUCAUUCACUGAUCUUUGGAGCUUUUUCUCAAGAUUUUACGGAGAUUUUUCGGAAAUUAGUGUGAUUACGAAUGGUGAUUUGGUGGGAUAUGAUGGAUUCGUAGUAAUUACGCUGGAGCAGUAUAAAGAGAUAGCUACAGGACGGAUUAUAGUUCAUUGUCUUUCUCGUGCUUUUCUGAGUGUUUUCUUUAUUGUUUUGUGUGAUUUCCUGGUUGUGCUAGUCACAAGUUUCUGGCUCUUUGUUGUUGUGCAAGGUUCCAAGAUGACUCAAGGGAAGCUUGUUGGUAAUGGAUCCUCCAACCAAGGUGACAAGAAACCAGUGAAUCGCUUGAAGGUUACGGUGCCCCGUUUUGACAAUACGGCUCUCAUCCAGGGCUACUCAAGAACUCUGAUUGGAAGGUGUAUGAAUCCGGUGGCGCAGGAUGUGCAGGCGCUUUUGCAUCACAUGCCUCGCUUCUGGAAGAUGGAGGAAAGGGUGGAGGGAGCGGAUUUGGGAAUGGGGAGGUUUCAAUUUGAUUUCGACAAAGAGGAGGAUAUCGUGGAGGUUUUCAAGCUUGAGCCCUUCCAUUUCGACUACUGGAUGAUAUCUUUGGUGCGGUGGGAACCGGUGGUGGACCCGACGUACCCGUCGGCAAUAAAGUUUUGGGUCCGGAUGAUGGGAAUUCCAUUGCAUUUCUGGGCAGAACCAACGUUUCGAAGCAUCGGAGAAGCCAUUGGUGAGGUAAUCGAGGUGGAUAUUGAUGGGGGUCGUGUUCGAGUGUGUCUUGAUGGGUACAAGCCCCUGAUUUUUGAGACAACGGUCGAGUUUUACGGUGGAGAUGAGACGGUGGUUACGCUUCGGUACGAACGGCUUUUUGGUGUCUGUCGGGAGUGCUCUAGCCUCUGUCAUGACGUCACUCAGUGUCCAGUGAUCCAGAGAGCUAGAGAGGAACGGGAAAAUCAAAAGCGGCGAGACGAGAAACCGGAUGGCGGAGCAAUGAGUUACAAAGGGGUGGUCAUUAACGGGCCCGGAGGAGAAAAUGGUCCGGUGAGACAACAUUGUCGGAGACCCGAAAGGCAAAGCCAAGGCCGUGGAGCAGCGUGA
Molecule: messenger RNA, 1407 nt
Organism: Microthlaspi erraticum
Lineage: Eukaryota; Viridiplantae; Streptophyta; Magnoliopsida; Brassicales; Brassicaceae
Source: the annotation of a GenBank genome assembly